CUUUGCCUCUUCUUCCUAUUUCAACAUAAUAGCAGAAAGGCAAUCUAUCUAUGGAGAAAAAGAGCAUGUUCAUUGAACAAAGCUUCACCGAUCACAAGAGUGGCGAUAUGAACAAAAACUUUGACGAUGAUGGACGCCAGAAAAGAACAGGGACUUGGAUGACGGGGAGCGCCCAUAUAAUAACAGCGGUGAUAGGGUCAGGAGUGUUGUCACUGGCGUGGGCAAUUGCACAGCUCGGAUGGGUGGCAGGACCCGCCGUACUUAUGGCUUUUUCCUUCAUAACAUACUUUACAUCAACCAUGCUUGCCGACUGUUAUCGUUCCCCAGAUCCUGUCACCGGAAAACGAAACUAUACCUACAUGGAAGUUGUCCGCUCUUACUUAGGAGGAAGAAAAGUGAUGUUAUGUGGAUUGGCUCAAUACGGGAAUCUGAUUGGAAUAACAAUCGGCUACACAAUCACAGCGUCGAUUAGCAUGGUGGCAGUGAAGAGGUCGAAUUGUUUCCACAAGAAUGGACAUAAUGUGAAAUGUUCCACUUCAAACACUCCCUUCAUGAUCAUAUUCGCAUGCAUCCAAAUUGUACUUAGCCAAAUCCCAAAUUUCCACAAUCUCUCUUGGCUCUCCAUUCUAGCGGCCGUAAUGUCCUUUUCUUACGCCUCCAUUGGUGUCGGUCUCUCCAUCGCCAAAGUGGCCGGUGGCGGUGUGCACGCAAGGACGGCCCUGACAGGAGUUACGGUCGGAGUUGAUGUUACUGGUUCUGAUAAAGUAUGGAGAACAUUCCAAGCGGUUGGAGAUAUCGCAUUUGCUUAUGCCUACUCAACCGUACUUAUUGAGAUACAGGACACCUUAAAAGCAAGUCCACCAUCAGAAAACAAAGCCAUGAAAAGAGCAAGCCUUGUGGGUGUAUCCACAACGACCUUCUUUUACAUGUUAUGCGGGUGUGUGGGUUAUGCUGCCUUUGGCAAUAAUGCGCCUGGAAAUUUCCUAACCGGUUUUGGUUUUUAUGAGCCCUUCUGGCUAAUCGACUUUGCGAAUGUCUGCAUCGCUGUGCAUCUAGUUGGGGCCUAUCAGGUCUUUUGCCAGCCAAUCUUCCAAUUUGUAGAGAGCCAGAGUGCAAAACGUUGGCCAGAUAACAAGUUUAUUACAGGAGAGUACAAAAUGAACGUCCCUUGCGGUGGUGAUUUUGGUAUCAGCUUGUUUAGAUUGGUUUGGAGGACUUCAUAUGUUGUAGUUACGGCUGUUGUAGCAAUGAUCUUCCCUUUCUUCAACGAUUUCUUGGGUCUUAUUGGAGCAGCUUCCUUUUGGCCUUUGACUGUUUACUUUCCCAUUGAGAUGCAUAUUGCUCAGAAAAAGAUGAAGAAAUUUUCUUUCACUUGGACAUGGCUGAAAAUCUUGAGCUGGGCUUGUUUCCUCGUCUCCCUCGUUGCUGCUGCUGGAUCCGUGCAAGGACUCAUACAAAGUCUUAAGGAUUUCAAGCCUUUCCAGGCUCCCGAGUAGAACUGUGUUUUGUCUAAUUUCUUCAAGAACACAACUCCCUUGCACUCUCUUUUCUCCAAUAAUAGUGUAUGUUCGUUUGUAAUAUAUUUGUGUUCUUGUUUCAUUACGAAAUGUUGAACCUAUAUUUGCUGUCUGAAACAAAUCUAUCAUCAAUAAGUCCCUCUUUCUUUUCUUUGUCCUUGG
This is a messenger RNA of Brassica napus (rape), 1679 nucleotides long. Its product is annotated as amino acid permease 6-like. Lineage: Eukaryota; Viridiplantae; Streptophyta; Magnoliopsida; Brassicales; Brassicaceae. Gene Ontology annotation, cellular component: plasma membrane. The record is from RefSeq and is marked provisional.